AUGGGAGAGAUCACAGUGACACUGGAGGACGUCUAUCGGAUUCUGCAGAUGUUGAUCACAGGUGAGCUUGUUGAGUACAAUGUGGAGGAGGUCAAUGGGACAGACACUCUAUGGGAGGGUGAAGGUGGAGGUCGUCGAGGUGGGAGGAGAGGAUGGGGCAGAGGGAGGAGGGGUGGGAGAGGUGGAGCUAUUGGACAUGGUCGGGGAGUAGGUGGUGGCGAGGGAGGAGGAGGAGAUGAGGGAGCUAGUGGGAGAGGUGUGAGGGGUAGAGGCAGGAGGAGUGGGAGAGGUGGAUCUAUUAGACACGGUCGAGGAGCAGGUGGUGGUAGGGGAGGAGGAGGAGAUGAGGGAGGUGGUGGGAGAGGUGUGAGGGGUAGAGGAGGAGGAUGGAGAGGGGUUGGUCGGGGCGGGCUAGUACAGGCAGAGGAUGUGGCUGUCGUGGAGGCUGAGGAGGGAUCAGGAAGUGAUGGAUCUGAGGAGGAGAGCGAUUAUUCUAGUGAGGAUACCAAGUUUGAGGAGGUUGGUGGGGGAGUGUGUUUGAUAGGAUUGGUGGGAGUAGCCAUGGAGGAGGAGGAGGAGGAUGUGCAACAAUUAUCCCGACAGAGGAGGAUUGAUAUGCCCCCUCCUGCCCCUCGACAGGUUGGUACACAAGAUCUGCAACCUUUGCAGCCACAAGGUUUGCAGAUUAGAGUGUCUCCUCAUCAGCAACAAGCACAGAUAUAA
This is a messenger RNA of Cryptomeria japonica (Japanese cedar), 723 nucleotides long. RefSeq names its product glycine-rich cell wall structural protein 1.8-like. The coding region runs from base 1 to 723 and encodes 240 amino acids. The record is from RefSeq and is a predicted model, not a curated record. The transcript has 2 exons. Lineage: Eukaryota; Viridiplantae; Streptophyta; Pinopsida; Cupressales; Cupressaceae.